This is a messenger RNA of Chiloscyllium plagiosum (whitespotted bambooshark), 7318 nucleotides long. It is a transcript of the gene mtcl2, whose product is annotated as microtubule crosslinking factor 2. The record is from RefSeq and is a predicted model, not a curated record. Gene Ontology annotation, biological process: regulation of autophagy. Lineage: Eukaryota; Metazoa; Chordata; Chondrichthyes; Orectolobiformes; Hemiscylliidae.
AAGAGGCAAAAGGGGAUCGAGUGGAAUGAACAGGCAGCAUGAUGGAACCCAGCACACUGUGAUUCAGUGUUGUCCCUGGGCUUAGCAGCAAUUCCAGUGAAAGACGUCUGAUGCAAGGGAGGGAGGAGGGGAGCAAGCUGGCUGCGAGUGGGGAGUGUGCGUCACUGGAUCAGGAGCUUUGGGCGGUGUAUGAUGCUAUUUUACAGGAGCAGAGUGGCGCAUUAAACAGUCAGUGUCUGCUUUGGUGAAAACACGGAGAUUCUGAGAUAUUUACAGUUGGAGAAAGAAAGGAAAGCGAAGGCGGUCUGUUGUUUGGUGUUCAGCUCAAGCCUUGUUGAAUGAAUCGAGGGGCGAUGGGAUGAAUAUUGUGGCGGAGGCAGGGAGUGCUGUGUGUGUGUGUGCAUCUUAUGUGCCUUGUUCCUUUCACAAACAAUCCGUUGGUCGAGGGGUUUGGAUGGGUGAGGGAUGGAGGCGGUGAGCAGAGCCCCGGAGAUUCAGCAGCAAGUCGAGAAGAAGAAGCUGCACCGAGCGCCGUCUCCGGCCAGACCCAAAGCGAUCCGGGGCUGGUCGGUGGCGAAAUCCAAAUGUAACCCGGGCUCCAAGCCGGCUCUGGGGAUCUCCCAGUGCCGCCUCUCCCGGCACAGCCCGGCUCUCAAGGACAUCAAACUGGGCAAAAUGCCCGCGGCUAAAGCGGCGGCGGUGAAGAAGCCGGAGAAAGGAGGAGGUGGAGGGGUAAAAGGCAGCGCCAGCGGCAAGAGGAAGAAGAUUCAGCGGCUCGCCAGCGCUGCCGCUCCGGCCCCGGGCACCGACUCCAGCUGCAGCUCCAGCAGCAGCUCCGAGCUCUCCGACUGCCCGUCCGAGCAACUCUCCGGCAUCCUGUCCCCCGGGGCCAGCGAGCACCGGGACGGCUGCCCCACUCCCCCCGGCCAGGAGGACGGCGGAUCCUCGGCCAGCGGCGGACAGUCGGACGGAGCGUCCGGAGCCAAGUCCCCGUCGAUGGGGAGCCGGCUUCAUGUCAGCAACUCGCUGGCCUUUUCCGAUUUCAGCGAAGAAUUCGUUGACAGCAUCCAGGAGGAAUUCCUGAAAGAGAUCGAGGAGCUUCGGUCUGAAAACGAUUAUCUGAAGGAUGAAAUUGAGGAGCUUCGAGCUGAAAUGCUCGAAAUGAGAGAUAUCUAUUUAGAAGAAGAUGUUUACCAGCUCCAGGAACUUCGUCAAGAGCUAGACAGGGCAAACAAAACUUGCCGGAUCCUUCAAUAUCGGCUGCGAAAGACUGAGCGACGAAGCCUCCGAGUAGCUCAGACAGGCCAAGUUGACGGAGAACUAAUCCGGAGUUUGGAGCAAGAUGUGAAGGUUUCAAAAGAUGUGUCUGUAAGACUUCACAAUGAACUGGAAGCAGUGGAGAAGAAGAGAAUAAAGUUAGAAGAAGAAAAUGAAGAUCUUCGACAGAAGCUCAUUGAAAUGGACGUCUCCAAACAGGUGCUACAGAAUGAAGUGGACAAAAUGAAAGAGAGCUCCCUGAAGAAAAGAGGUAGCCGCAUUGCUACAAAACCAGAAAAGAAGCCCAUGCUGCAGGAGGAUAGUGCUGAUCUGAAAUGUCAGCUCCAUUUUGCCAAAGAAGAAGCCGCUGUGAUGUGCAAAAAGCUGACCAAGUUAGUAAAAGAGAAUGAAAACAUGCGAGAGGAGCUGGUGAAGUACAGCUCUCUCUAUGGUGAUUUGGACAAUGCGGUGUCUAUUGGUGACAUUGGAGAAUCGCCUCAUGUCAGAGAAGCUGAGCUAAAAUUGCACCUAAAGCUGGUUGAAGAAGAAGCCAACAUUUUGAGCAGAAGAACAGUUGAGCUGGAGGUCGAAAACCGUGGACUGAAAGCCGAAAUGGAUGAUCUAAAGGGUCACGGUGAAAAAGACUCCUCAAACCAGGAUAUCAGACUGGGAAUUACCAGCACAAGCUACGGUGAGUUUGGGGAGAAUGUUGGGGAGCUCAGGCGUCACCUUCAGUUUGUGGAAGAGGAGGCAGAGCUUCUGAGGCGAUCCUUAAUUGAGAUGGAGGACCAAAAUAAGCACCUCAUGAAUGAACUGAAUAGAUAUAAAUCUGAGUCCAAUCAGGAGUCGUCAUGGUCAGAUAGUUGUCCCUCGUUGACCGAACCUUCCCAAGAAGAGCUAAUGACAGCAAGACUCCAAAUCAAUGACCUCAAUGGGAAAGUCAAGAAGCUGGAAUAUGAGAAUCGUGUGCUCGUUUCAAACCUUCAGCGUUAUGACUUGGCAUCCUACCACUGCCAAAAAUGUUCCCGAGAGCUUGAUGCUGACAUUAGUGACUCUGCAGAGAUGUCUUCACCCCAGCCAAGGAGAGAAGUACCAGUUGGAGGAGAAAAUGAUUCAAGGGAAACCCAAGAGAGAACCUCUGGUAGUGGAAGCAGCAGAAUUGCUGAUCAUGAUGAUGUUGCUGCAAAAUUCUUUGGAAGGAAAGACCUGGAAAUUCUGUUUAGCAUUAAAGAUCAAGCUGAACUUGUUCGCGAAGUCAUUGAUCUCUUAAUUUCAGACACAAGUGGCUUAAAUUCUGGUGUCAAGCUUUGUUCAACUAUUGAUUUGCCAAAUCAAUCCUUCAGUGAAAGUAAUGAUGAAGCUGCUAAUGCCAAUGAUCCUAAACUAAUGAGCAGCAUUAAUUCAAGGCUACUUGGCUUAAAGACUGAGUUGGCAUCAGUUACUGAGAAAAUUGAUUGUCUGGGCGAAACUAUCAGAGAAGAAAGCAGAAGUUUGUCCCCUUUACCCCAUCUAACAGAGUCAGCAAGCUUUCUAUCCACAAUGACAACAAUGUCUCAGGACUUGCCCAUGGAUUCUGUUGGAAAAGACUUUGCAGCAGAUUUAAAGCAGCCUGACUUUAGGGAUCAAGUGGACUGGCAGCAAGAUGUUAGCCAUACCCCGGAGAUCUGUGUAGCCAAUUCUGAUACCAAGGAGUACGGAGAAAAUGCCAAGGAUUAUACGGCUAAGGAUUAUAACAUCUACACCCAUGAGGAAAGUGACUCCUAUGCUUCAGAGGUCAAGGAACUACAACUUGAUUUAUCUGAAGCGAAGGAGACUAUCCGAGGACUGCAAGAACAGCUUGUUCAGGAAAGAGAGCUUCGAAAUGAAGAUGCAAUGAGAUUUCAACAGAAAAUGUCACAGCUUAAAGAGGAACAACAAAAGGCUCUUGUGCGAAGAGAUUUUGAGCUGCAGAGCCUGAAUUUGCAAACCAGACUUGAGCAGAAAUUCUGGAGUCAAGAGAAAAACCUGUUUGUGAAGGAAGCAGAUCAAUUCAAACAAAACCUCUUCCUUCUCUACAUGAAACUGAAAUGGUUCCUGAAACACUGGAAAUGUGGCAAGAAGAUGGAUAAUGACGGUGAUGAUUUACUAGAGGUUAACAGUGUGAAAGAUUUAUAUUUGCUGAUUGAAGAGGAGGAGCUGACCCCUCGCCAAGUGGACAAUAAGACUGUGAAAACAGAUGACCAAUCUCACAAUAUCCUUGAGGAGGCUUUGACUGUUCCAGUGGAGAAAUCUCCUCCUACAUCAUGUGCAAAGCAGUCAAAUGAAUAUAGUAGAGUUGUGGGAGACAUUAAAAUGAUUUUAAAGGACCUUUGCACAGAACUAAAGGAGGAAAGAAGGCGAACAAAUGAUCUUCAACACGAGUUUGCAAACGCCAAGUCAGCCUGGGAGAUAGAAAAAGUGGAGCUCAAAAGUCGUAUUGCACAACUGGAAGGUAGGGCUGGCAAAAUGACAUCUGAGAAAACUCCUGGUGAUAUGAAAUCUGCUUUGAAAUGGGAGAGAGAAGAACAUCAACAACUCCUCGCAGAGUCGUACAGUGCAGUUAUGGAUCUAACACAGCAACUUCAAAUCAGUGAAAAGAACUGGAGUCAAGAGAAGUUAGAGUUACUGGACAGAUUUAAUAAUGAGCGGAGCCACAGCGAGCAGCGUCUGAAGGAAAUGCAGCAUAAAAUCAAUCAGAUGCUGCAACACAGAAACAAUGAAAAGGAAACAUCAGAUGAAUUAGAGGCUAAAGGAACUAAUUUGCAACGGGCCAAAUCAGUUUCUUCCAUGUCUGAGUUUGAGAGCUUGUUGGACACAUCUCCGUAUUUACCUCCACCCUCUACACCCCUGCCAAAAGGUUUAAAUGAUCUUGAGGAGCUGAACAAGAAAAACUGGAAACACAAGAAUGCUAACGGUGCGUUAUUAAAUGAAAAAUCAGAAAGUGCGUUGAUCAACCAGUCAGAUGUGGAGAUGCCUGCAAUUUCAUCAUGGGAUUUCACUAUGACAGGAAAUCUAGUUAACCCACAUCUCAAUACAAAACAAAUACAAAGGAGUUACACAGCACCAGAUAGAACUGGUAUUCGCAUUUAUUACAGUCCACCAGUCGUGCGUAGGAUGGAUGGUUCUUUGGUUCAGAACAAUGAGGGAAAGAUUAUGAUUGAACCAGGUUUUCUGUUUACCAUGGCAAAACCCAAACAAACUGAGGACAUGGAGUUCCAUCCAGAGAAGGUGCACAAUAAGUGGUUUAAUAACUUUUCCAAGCACCGGGAUCUGUUGGAAAGUGACACGGGAGAACAUCCUGUUUCUGUUUCUGCUACUGCUGCUGUUACUGGGUUUCCAUCUGCUCUGCAUGAUCUGCAAAUAUCAGGUAAUAUGAGUGAUGACAUGAAGGAGGCUGCCAACUGUGUCAGAAAUGUUAUUUGUACAAAUUCAAUGGAAAGGAAGGUUAAUACUGCAAGCCAGACUGUUGCAGUUAUCAGUGUGGGCACUCAGACCACCCGAAGUAUUAGUAUUGGGCUGCAGACUGAGAGUCCAAGAUCGAUCUCUAGUAGCCUGCAUCGGUCAUGGGCAUCCAGGGGCUCCUUACUGAUGCCAACCCAGAGUUCACGGAGCAAACAACUCUCUUCAUCACUGGAAAAGGUGCCAACUAAGUUUGAACGCCCUUGCUGUUCACCCAAGUAUGGCUCACCAAAGUUGCAAAGAAGAAGCUCAUCGAAAAUAGAUCAUACAAGAGAGCGGAGUCCAUGGGCUAUGUCUCAUAGAGGACAAAAUGAGUCAGCCUGGGCUAGGUCAACUACUACAAGGGAUAGCCCAGUGCUCAGCUCAAUCAAUGAUGGAUUGUCCAGUUUGUUCAACGUUGUUGAACAUACAUCUGGAAGUGUCGACUCCAUCUGGAAAUCAAGCCAACAUGAGACGAAAACGAAAGGUGAUACAUCAAGAUAUGGGAUUGUUCAGGAGUUUUUCAGAAAUGUGUGUGGCAGAUCCCAGAGUCCAACAAAUGGAGCUGACAAGCCACUCAAAGAUCCAGUUUCUGAAGAAAGUGUCCGAAAAACAGAUGUGGCUGCUCCUCCAGGCCAAUCACAGACAGACAGUGUUUCCCGAAUUGUAAAUAAAAGACUUCCCAAGCAACCGAACAAGGAGGACCAAAAACCAACACCCUGUCCGGCGCAGGGAGCGAAAGAUCCAGACACACGGGAUGCAUGUGGAACACCUGGUCUACUUGAGGAAACAUCAUGUGAUUGUGCAUCUCAGUCACUCACCUCCUGCUUUCCAUCCAGAUCGUCGGUUCGCCAUUCGUUAUCACAGUGUAAAUCACGAUCUUUACCUUCAGACCCUAGCGUGGCUGACGAUAAGUCCGGCUGAAUCAUGAACUAUGCCGGGGCAAGGAAACAGCUUUACGUGGGCUAAAAUAAUCUCUGCAACUUCUGCUUUCUCUAAGAGCUUAAGUGAAUUUUUCAGAGACAUUUAGAAAAGAUGUUCAGGAUUUAUUGUCGUGGUCACUGUAGAUUGAAAGGUAAAAACUAUAGAGGCAAAGCUGACUAUUGAGUGAUCUUUAUCAAGAAAAUCUAAGGUGUCUAAGUUAUAAUGUGUAGGUGCUGGAUCAUUUCUGUAAUAGCUGUACAUAGAUAUUCAUACAGCAGGAGUGUUAAACUAAUUGUCAUAGACGACAGUCUCGACUUCUUUAAUUAACAUCCAUCUCUGCGCUACUCUCUUCCAACUGUCAUUUGUGAUCUAUAGAUGUGUCUGAGGCAAAGGAGGUGGACAAGACUUCAGUUGCUAUCGUUACACUCCAUAAACAUCCUUAACUAAGAGGAAUAAAUAUUUGUAGCACAUGUUUUGAAUUACACAUUAGGAAACUCAGAGAUCCCACGUACAAAUCAUUUCAAAUUUAGUUGUGUCUUGCCAUCAUGUGUAAAGAUCAUUAUAAGCUAGCAGAUUUCCUGUGGCGUUUCUGCCAAUGUGUCAACAUGGAGGAUAAAAUUUGACUUGAAUGGAGAAGCUGUGUGGGUGGUAUUACAUCAGUCACCUGCUGCUGUGCUUGAUAUUCUAUCUUAUUGAAGUCAAUGGGACUAAAUGUUGGAUGAUAAAUGUAUCAGGCAGCCAAUUUGAUACCAGCUGUUUGUACCACUGUUCAUGGCAGAUUUCAAUCCCACGCUGGAACGAGACUUGUAGGCAAUUGCCCUCUAAAUUUGUUUCUGUUAUACAUGGCCUGGUCAGUGAAUGCUUGACACCAUUAAGCUUUGAGCAACAAUGCACUCACGCAGUGUCUUAAAGGAAAUACUUAGGAGUGGCCUGUGUGAUGCAUUCCAAGUUGCAGUGCAAUUGUGCGUAGCUUAUCUGGAACACUGUUUAUAAAUGUUACUUAAACAAUGUAGUCAUAGCUCAGUUGGUUGCUUUGCAGAUUGUGAAUACUUCUAAGUUGGAGACUGCAGGUCAUAGACUAGCUUUCUCUCUCAUUUUCGAAUUGUUUUUCAUCUGUAACUAAAGUUUCUUUUCUAACGGGUAAUAAAAUUGGAUCUGGGAGUAAAAUAAAUUCCCACAUUACUUCUGGCCCAAAAGCUUGGGGAACACAUAAUCCAGUUGUACAUUAUUCUUCCUGAUGAUAAAUUCUAUCAGGAAAAUGACAUCUUUCAAAGAAAAACCAUUAAACUGGAGAAGGAGACAUUUAUGCUCCAGCUAUAAUAAGAAUGAAGCGGUCAGCUGUGUGCUAUAAAACAGGAACACCUCUUAAAGCUACAUUAAUUUAAGGAAACCAAAAGACUCCGUUAUCAUCAUUUAGACUGUUUGAGUUAUUUCACAUUAUUGCUUUGUGACAUACUGGACAAUGUGGGUUCUAUGGAUCAAAUGAACUGUUUUAUAGAUUGCACAACGAUCGGUGAUUGAUGGCAUAGCAACAUCGUUUCACAGCUGUUUAAAACCCUAGAGUCCACAGUUUAGCAGACGGGAAGCAAAUACUCAUUGAGCCAGAGCUCAGUGGGGUGGCACGGUGGCUCAGUGGUUAGCACUGCUGCCUCACAGGGCCAGGGACCCAGGUUCGAUUCCA